This is a messenger RNA of Cercospora beticola, 9621 nucleotides long. RefSeq lists its product as uncharacterized. The record is from RefSeq and is a predicted model, not a curated record. NCBI's taxonomy places the organism in Eukaryota, Fungi, Ascomycota, Dothideomycetes, Mycosphaerellales, Mycosphaerellaceae.
AUGGCCAACAACGGGACUCCCACCACGCCCGGGGGGCCACUGUCCUUCAAGACCGUCCCAGGAAGGCAUAGGACGCAGAAAUGGAACACGGCGCCGAAGAACACAUACGAUGGAGAUGAUUGGGGAGAUUACGACCCGUACGAUGAGUAUGGGGGCGGGUAUGAGGAUCCAGAACCUCCGCUUCCCACACAAUCAUCGGCAUUGCCUACACAGAAACUUCGCAAGCACAGCUUCGACCGGGGAGACGAUGGCGCGCGAUCCGUCUCCGCUCCUUUUCCUGCACAGCAACACGCACCAGUCACUGCGAGUCCCAUAGAUGGAGGGAGCAGCGACUUUCCUCGCAGCAGAUCACGACCGCGCGACUUCACGAACCCCGACCAGGCACCAGCACCGCUCAACGCGUCGAGAGAGGCCGUCCCUGCUCCACCGGGUUUCUUCCCGCCGCGAAAGACCAGCAUGGGAGCGAACACGUUUGAAGCACAACAGCAGGCAGCAGAGGCACGGGCUAUCGCCGAGAGCGUGUCCAGCUCAGCGGCCAACAAUGGUGCAGCUUCAUCGGCCGACGGAGCUCAGACAGACAAGCCGCUACCCUUCAUUCGUCCGAGCGACAUCUACAAGCGUAUGGACGAAGAAAGACGACGCGAGAGUGAAGAUAGUGGCAGGCCCAGCGUUGAUACAUUGGAGAGGGUGACCUCGGCGGAGCAGCGGAGGAAUGAUUUACCACCGGUUCAAGAGCAGGCAGAGAAGGUUCAGAUCCAGUCGUCAGGCCCAGAUGAGCCUGACCAAACCACCUCUUCUACACGAAACAAAAGCCCCACAUUACCGCUGGUAUCACGCUUUUCAGGCUUUGGGGACGACAUCUUGACCUUUACAGGUUCUACAUCGACAGAUCAGACAUCAAAGCCAUCGCCACCUGGUCUGGAUACGGCCGGUUCGGGAACGGCCUCCAGCUCCAUUCAGCCAACACCGACCACCACUCAUCCACCUUCAGCCAUCUCCCGAGCCAACGCUGCAGCUGAGCAACACGGAGACGAUGGACUCCAACACACUCCAUCUGUUGGCUUCCGCUCGGCGGUGCACCAAGCCUUCGACCAGAACGACGCGUCCCUUUCGCGCGACAACUCAGGGUCUACGCCAAGCACCGGCGUUGGGCGCAGUGAUACUUCUUCCACUGCAGGCAUUAGCCCCAUCAUGAGUCGUGUACCUUCAGCCGCCACUGCAGCGUUCAGUCAAAGACAGCGGGAUGGAGUAACGCCUACUAUUGCGGAAGAGUCUACGACGACGCCGACUGCUUCAAGGCCUGGCUCCGAUUUGGUGGAACGAGUAGGGCGACAACCUCCUGCAGAUAGAAGUGCAAGUGGUGAGCGUGUUCCGGCAACUUUUGAGCCUGGCUAUCGACGUAGUUUGGAUCCUCCAUCAUCUGGAACAUCUCCAGCUCGCACACCUGCAGUGGAGACCGUUGAAUCUCGCAGACUCAGCACACCUCUGUCAGGCGUCAUCGGUGCCGAUGAUCCAGAUGUGGCGGAUCAGGGUGCCGAAGUUGUGAAACCUGAUCUCCACCCUGUUGAAACGCCGGCGAGCAAUCAACCCACUUCUGCGAUUCCAAUUGCUGGAAGGGGGCGAAGUAACACCGACUACAGCAUUCGUGAAGCCGACCUCGCCAACACCAUCAACUCAUCUCCCGACAAGGAUCCCAGCUCGCCUGAACUAGCUGAGGCGGCGAAGGAAAGCAGAGACAGUCGCGAUCUGUUCCUUCGCACCCAUGAUAUGCCUCCCGCUACAAGUCCUGUGAGAACUGGCACUCCUUCCCGGUCUGACAGCCCUGCUAAAGGAAGGGUGCGUGAGAUUGCCGAUAAGUACCAAGAAAUCCACGAAACUCGUCGCGGCUCAAAUGCCAGCAUUGGCUCAAGCAAGUCUGGUUGGUCCACAUUCACCGACGAUGCAAAGCCGAAACCGAGACGCGCAGGUACUGGCCAAAGCGGACUUGGACAAGGCCCAGCUCCUCCGAGACCUGAAAUUGGGAGAGAAGAGAGCUUCAAGCCGGACUUGCCUGGAGGCUGGAUUAACAGUGAAGCACCUACGCCAGCGGUUGAGACCCCACCAGCAGUUGCAACUCGCAAUAUUCCAUCACCUGAUGAGCCGAUCGAUCUGACUCCAACAACUCAGAAACACCAAUUACAAGGCCCGGCCACGAAGUCUCCGAUCGAUGCCACCAAGGAAGUUGGCGACCAGCUUGGAGCGGCUUUCAUGAGUCAAUAUGGGGUGGGCCAUCAGACACGUGAUUUUGCGUCCAAGGAGGCACCUGCGCCGGUUGACCAGUCAGAAGCAAUGCCCAAACGUAUGCAUGGAGAAGUCCUUCCCGCACCACCGUUGCUGCGACAGGAAACCGACAGCACUGAUGCGCCGACUUCUGUUUCUUCCUCGGCUGCCCCUACACCUCUUGCUAAGGACACACCGCAGCCUGCCGCAGGGAACGGCAACCUAGGUACUGAGUAUUUCAAUACAGUCGCUCCACUUCGUGUCAGGAGUCGGGAGCCUAGUCCCGAGCACAACGCACCUCAGCAACCUAGCGCCAGUCAACCUCUCCGACGCACCUCCAGUGACUCCGCAGACGAUGACCGCAUUCGCGCCGAAAUAGUGCGAAGUUUGGACAGCUCCGCGGACAACAAUGUGCGCACGCAAGACGCAUUGAAUGCGCCUGACAAUGAGAGACGAGUCGAACAUGGCGAAUCUGCAUUGCCGGCCGCCGCUGCGACUGCCGCUGCAGUAGGUGUAGGUGCAGCAGCUGUUGCGGCAGCUUCGACUUCCACCCCAAAGACAGACUCGACCAGACCAGGCCUGCUCAACACCCGAUUCAGCUGGGAGAUGAGCGAGCCGGUCAAGGAAGAGCCCAAGAGUCCCGAAAUCAAGCCCGAAGCAGCCUACGAAAGACCCAGGAGCAAGCAGUUGCAUAUUAUGAAUCCAGGAGAAACACCAAUCACUCCAGACACUCCGGCCGUCGAGCAGAGACUGCCUGAGCUGACAGGAACGAUCGGCGGACCUCUCUCGGUGCCUGAUGUGGGGAGACCCGAGGCGGCAGCAGCAGAAGGAGAAAUAGUGCGAUCUCUCUCACAGCGCGUGAAGGGCCCUGUGUCACCUGUCGCAAAGACACAGGACACUCUCAACAUUCCACAAACCACUGCUGAGAGCGGCCAGUCGCUCCAUGAAGGGCAGCCCUCGCCUGUAUCGGACAGAAGCCCGCGGAUCCCUUCAUACUAUGCCGAGUCGACUCAGGACACGACUAACGCAGCGCCAUCCACGGCGUCGCCUCAACAACAGAGCUCCGCACAAUUCCAGGGUCAAAUUCCGGCCUUCCGGAACAUACUGCAGAUCAAAGACGCUGAUGAGCGUAUCAAGACUUACAAUAGCACCCGUCAAGUGUUUGCUGAUAUGAAUACUGGACUGGGAGACUGGCUACAGAGCAUGACAGCGCGCCAUCCUGAUGUACAGCAGACAGCCGAGCAAGGCAAACCCCCACCGUUGGAGCCAAGCGUUUCUGCUAGCAACACCAAUUCGUGGAAGCGAGGCCACCGCGCCGCCGCGCCUAGCAUGAAUUUGUCUAACCUGAAGAAUCGUUUCGCAUCCGGAGGCCAAGCCGAGGGUUCAGGCCGCACCGCAUCGACGGGAGGUGGACCUAGUGGGCUAUCCAACAGUGACAAUGCUGGUGGAAGUGGCGGCGUCGACCUUGACCGUGUGCAGCAGAAGGGCAAAGAAUUCAUGAAGAACGCCGGAGUCUUCGGCAGCAAAGCCGGCGCUGGUGCCAAAGGUCUAUUGGCGAAAGGCAAAUCGAGGUUUGGUGGAAGCGUACGUGGCAAGGAGGACUCUACUCCGCCCCUGGCUGGUGCCUCUCGACCCCAGUACAAUCGAGCCUCAUCUUCGGUUCUUGCAAAGUUGAGAUCUGUUUCGUCUCCCGCGUCACCUUCCAAGUCGCGGAAUCGUAUUGGGUCUGGCAGCCAAGAGAACCGCCGCUUGUCCACUGCUGCUCCGGCUGCUGCGAAUACUGUUGAACAGCCCAACGAUUCGCCCUUUCCUGUACCAGACAAUCGCCCGAAAGUCCCGGGCGCUGCCGAUGAAUUGCCGAAUAGUACUGUAGCUCCAGCUCCUGCGGCACUUGACAAGGAUGAGAAGACAGCUUUAGAAGGCGAUGUGCACGAUGAAGGGGGGGUUUCUGGGUCGUGGGCUCGUUUGACGAACUCGGGAGACGUGCUUGCGGCUGAUCCUGAUUCUGCUCUACACGGGAGUGCGAUCUCGAAGGGCCAGGCUCCUCCAGGUGCGGCGCACUUGCAGGUUGAGGACGAGCGCGAAGACGAGCGCGAGAGAGCUGAACCAGAAGCACCAACGACCACGAUUGCAGCUCUAGCAGAACAAAUCAGUGAAGCAGAGACCAGGAGCGAAGCUGUCAAGGAAUUACAAGAAGCUGGGCCUGUUCUCGAGGAUGUCACAACUGCAUCUCCAGUGUCAAUUUCUGGUCCUUCCACUUUGACUGCAAGCACGCAUAUACCAUCUGCAGCUCUUCCGACGUCCAGUGACUCUCCAGUCCCAGGGCAUCAGCAUACUUCUUCAUCGGACUCUAUCGAUCUUGCAUCCGCUCUCACUAUGGCUCCCAACGUCCCAAAACGGUCCUCCACUAUGGGCCCUGCCAGCGUGAACCCUGAACACAAGAGAAGCUACACAGCAGACCCCAACACGAUUCCCCUCAGUACACCGGAUUUGCCUUCCACGGCUAAACGAUCUCCAUCCGCAACUGCUAACCGACCAGACGCUGCGCGCAGGACUUCGACAUCUGGACUUCUGGCGCUGAGGAGUAGUGCAAGACGGGAGGGCAGUGCCACUCCGACCAACGGAUCUUCGUCAAGCCGGGAACCUAGUCGUGGAUGGACCCAAGGUGCUGCUGCGAAGCCGAGGCCUUUGAGUGGAGUCUUCGAGCGUUUGAAGGAGCGGACGGCAAGGAGCUGGAGUCGUAGCAGGAGUCGUCCGCAGAGUUUGGUAUUCUGGAAGGGAGGUGCCGAUGAAACGUCGUCUUCUGCGGAUGAUGUUGGAGCCGAAAAGGGACAGGUGGAAGACGCGGCCACUGGCUCCACUGCACGUCCGCAAUCCGCUCUUAUGGAUUUCAGCGAUGUUGCUGUGGACCCUACGAAGUCUGCUGGGACUGCUGAUCCCUCAGGCUCUCUUCCACCUCACGGGAGUCUCCCCGGCUCGCCGCAAAGGAUCGAAGCGUGGAAUGAACCGGGCGCGAAACUCCCGACUCCCAAAACGCCGGAUGCGAAGGGAAAGAUUUCGCCGCAAGAGCAGGAGCGGUUGGGUGUUUUGCCAAGUCCGGCGCCUACUGCAGCGACUUUCGCUGACGCGGAACAAAUGCGACGUGGAAGUAGUAUUGACGUGGAGAGGCAGAGAAGAAAGAGAAGCAGUGUUGGGAACAACAGUGCUUUCGGUAGCGUCAGUGAAGAAGCGAACUGGAAGAAAGGCCUGGAAGAGAGGUAUGCCGGUGACUCUUCUUCGGUGACGACGAGGGGGGGUAUGGAUGGAGGCGCAUUCGCUACUACUGGUGUCAUGACUGGAGAGCCUUUGGAGACUGUGCCAAGUCAAGAGGAGGUGGGAGAGAAAAUGGCGGAGGUCGUGCCUCUCCCGCUCAAAGGCGAUGCUUCUGCUUCUGCUUCUGCGAGAAGUUCUCCCACCAAGCGCCCGAUGCAGGGUCAACGCAAAGUCUCGGAUAUCUCGACUUUACCUUCGCAGAUGCAUCGUCGAGCAGCUUCAGAGGGGGUUUCGCCAGUGAAACAGUCAUUUCUGACUACGGUGCCAACGAAUGAAGGGUCGAAUGCGAGUCCAAUGUUGAGCGGGAACGAAAGUCAAACCUCAGGAUUGUCGGAUGUGGAGGUCGUGACGGCGGAACCAAUGACCAUGAGACCUGUGGAGGCUGUGGUGGUGCAGGGUGGCGACGAGAGCGCAGAAGAGGAGGCUACGCUGACUGCGAAGAGAAGUGGAUCGUCCAGAUGGGAGAGGGAGAUCGCGGAGCAAGAGAGGGAAGUCAGGAGGUUGGAGCGGGUCAGGAGCGGAGACAGUGGUCGCAACGUCGAGUCUGGCGAGACGAGUCCACGCGAGAGGCCAACUGGAGGAACCUUUGCUUCGAUCAUCGCUUCUGCGACUGCGAGGAAGGAGAAGUUACAGAAGCCGCAGCUUGUGGAAGCGCAGCAUAACCCUUAUGUGCUGCCGUCUGAACAGAACCCGGGAGCGGCGUCUGCUAGGCCCAUGAGUGGGGGACAGGACGGCGCGGGAGAUAAGUGGGAAGAUGCGAGAAGUGAAGUCUCGGCUGAGGAAGGUGCUGCCGAUGACAGGAGAUCCAGCGUAAGCAGUUUCGGAGAGGGCGAGAACGUACGGCCCACCACGUCCCGGACGAAUACUGGAUUACAGCCUGCGGCCGCUGAGCAGGACAAAAGAGCAGCUACCGGGCAGUCCUCUCCGAACGACGAAAGGAACAUGCCGUCUUCCUUCGAAACUGUGCGCGCCGCGCCCGAAGGACCACAGCAAGCACAACAACCCCCACCCCUAGUGAUUGAAGAGCCCAUGACUUCUCAAGCUAUCCCUGCUGGUCCGACAACAAACACCACUUCGCCCACUUCCCCAUCCUCCGCAGGCCUCAUGCCUGGCGUCCGACAACCCAGCCUCGGCACGACUGACUUCCAGAAACGCUUUUCUCAACGACUGUACGCGCAGCGACCAGACAUGGGUGAACGACCUAUGUCGUACAUGACUUUGCCCAGAGACGAAGGCGGCUUUGUGCAAGAGGAAAUCGAUACACGAAAUGCUGCUUCGGCUUCAACGAAGAGUUUGGAUGCUGCGCCUGCUGCUCCUGCUGCCAUUGCGAACGCGAACAACGCCGAAAAGGAGAACGACACGCCGCCUUUCAUUACGGAGGAUCUGAGCGCUCUGAGUGGUCCUCCGGCUGGUACGGCGCCCUUUCAGCCGCAUCCGCUGUUCCGACAGCCUGAUACUGGGUAUUUUCCUGACGGUUCUCAGCAACCGAUGAGUGCUGGAGCCCGUAUACCUGGGAGGGAUGUGAUAUCUGAUGAUCACGGGUUGGAGGAUGUUCACGCUUGGGGCGACAAUGUGGUCACGACGCCGAAAGGGGAGUAUCCUCCUAGCGGGCAUGCUUCGAAUCAGCAACAGCAUGGAAGGAAGAAGUCUGCAACGUGGAAGGCUGCGUUCCGCGGUAAUAAGCCUUUGGCUAGCAUGGAGAAUUCGGAUAAUGUUAAUGCUGGUGUUACAGCCGGAGGUGAAGAGAUGGAUCGCAUGGAUACUGUGAGGAAGAUCUCCGGUGGAGCAAAGAGGACCUUGCAGAAGCCGCAGCGUGCAAGCUCUAGUGCGGUCAAGUUGUCUUCUUUCGGUGCCGAGGGUGAACCAAAGGAGAAAGAGAAGAAGAAGCGGUUUUCUGGAUUGAAGUCUCUUCUUGGCAGAGCAAGCACGUCUGCUGGCACAGCUGCCGCAGUUGAGACUCGUCCUGGUCAUGCUCGGCAUCAGUCGGAAAGAGAGCGUUCGCGUACAAGAGAUGAGAAGGGAAGAAAGUUGACGAAGGCUGCACCGCCGCUCGCUCCUGCCGGACCAGCUCCGCUGCAGUCUCAGUGGCAUCCAGGUAAUUCGGCCACGGUGAAGGGCGGUGUUGGGAGUUAUGCGGAGUAUGAGCAUACCAGGAAGAGAGAGAUGGCGGCUUUUGCUGAGCAGAGCGAGAGAAGUCAGAGAAUCUUGGCGAGGAGGAAGGCGGGCAGGCAGGACACAACGAUGACCGGGGGCGGCGGGCAUCAAGGACGAGAGGAGACGAUGUCGCCGACCAACAUUGUGGAUGGUGCUCCUUCUCUAUCACCACCUGCGGAUGGCUGGUACGGACCAAGUGCGAGGAAGACGCAUGUCGACGAGACGGAAGAGCAAGGCUACACGAUGCCGGAGUUCCAAAGAACAGAUCGACAGCAGGUUGCUGCUGAGCAGAGGCGUGCAGCUGCUCAGGCUGGGAAUCCUCUUCCCUUGAGAGACUACGCUGCUUCGCCGCCACCUGCGAUUGAUGAUCAACAAAGUUCAGCUCCUGGAACGAGAGAUGGGAGGUUUGGUUCGGUUCCCAGUGUGCCUGUCUCCGGAAGAUCUGAAUUCUUUGCCACAGGACAGAGACCUUUUGGCAGCGUUGACUCCAGCGUUUCGCCUGUGCAGCAGAGGCCGUUCGGAAGCAUGUCUUCUGCAACAAUCUCGCCGGUGCAUGGGAACGCACCACCAUUGCAGAUUCAGACACAAGGACAGUUCGGUCCUGAUCAGCAACAGCGAGUUUCCCCCCGCGGCAGGGUCAUUUCAAUGGGUACAGAAGUUGCAAGGAGUCCGGCUAAGGAAUAUCGAGACCAGCAGACACCCUUUGCGAUUACUUUGCCUGGAGCGGAAGGCGCAAGUGCGGUGCAAUAUAACGAAGCUGCGUGGAAUGAUGCUCAAGCUCGGGCGGCAUAUGACGGGCAACAGCAGUAUCAGUAUGCUGAACCUGACUAUGAAAGAGUCCAGUAUCAGCAGCCGCAGAGCCCGCUUUACUCAGCAGGUGGCGAAGGCAGAUACCCUGUCGGACAGCGACCACAUAACGGCUUCAACUACGAAGGCCGCGAUACUUAUGGACAGCAACAAGGAUAUGACUACGACCGAAGAAUGCCCUCUCAGCCCACUUCCCCAAUGUACGACAACAGCCACUAUGCUCGACAACUUCCACCACAACAGCGCAACUGGAUGUCUCAGCAAGUGUUCCAGCAAGGUCAACAGUACUCGCACCCCGCACAGGCACCCAUGUACCAGGCACAACGAACGGAAUCUGCUAAUCAAUCAGGUUGGUUCCCGCGACAUCAACAGCAGCAACUGCAGUACCAUGAAAAUGAGCAGCGGAGAAGAAGAGCGAAUUCUAUGGAACAGCAGCAGCGACGAUACUACUCUCAGAACACUGGAGGAGGUGACCCUCCGCAUUAUGCUCCUCCGCAACAACAGCCUAAACCUAAUUUCUCGCAUCCGCCUCUCUCGGCUGCGAUGCAACAGCAGCAGCAGAGACAGUACAUGCGAGGGCAGGAAGGAGGCGUGGAUUAUUAUGGCGGUGGCGGUGGCGGUGGUGGUCGUGGAGGAAGGAGAAGGGCUGGAAGUGGGUAUAGUGGACGAAGAGAUGAUCCUGCUGUUAGUGAAGAUGAGGUGGAUAUGAUUAUGAGGGGAGCAAGUUAUCCGGGUAUGGAAUGGGAUCCUUAUUCGGGGAGGAGGUAGGGUGGGAUGAAUGUCAUGAGAGAUUGGAACGGAAUGACGCAUGGGAUUGGGUCAGAUGAGAAUGGAAAUACUGUCUUGCAAGCAUGGUGAAGGAGUUGGAUGUUUUGGAUCUUUGAGGAUCUCUUUGAUUCUCGGCAUGCGAGCGACAGGCGUGAUUUUGGGAAAGCGAGUGGGGUUUGGAACUGGUUCGGGACAAUACUACGACAGGGGAAAACAUAAUGUACAGAUAGAAUAGCAUCACAGGGCGACGAGCAUGAGGAUGGAAUGGAUACUGUUCUUGCGUUCAGGGCCCUUCCUAAGAAGGAUUCGGCUCGAUCUACA